Ipomoea nil (Japanese morning glory) is the source of this 1101-nucleotide messenger RNA. RefSeq lists its product as uncharacterized. Gene Ontology annotation, molecular function: zinc ion binding; nucleic acid binding. The transcript has a single exon. The record is from RefSeq and is a predicted model, not a curated record. NCBI's taxonomy places the organism in Eukaryota, Viridiplantae, Streptophyta, Magnoliopsida, Solanales, Convolvulaceae. Bases 1 to 1101 code for a protein of 366 amino acids.
AUGGAGCUGAUCGAUCUGGAACACAACUAUUUCUUGGCACACUUUGAGCUACAGAGGGAUUACGACAUUGCAAGAUGUGAGGGGUCUUGGGUAAUCCAAGAUCACUAUCUGGUUGUUCAGCAGUGGAAGCCAAACUUCAGGCCUCAGACGAACAAAACACAGAAGAUUUGCGUGUGGGUUCGACUUCCUGACAUCCCAAUCGAAUAUUUUGAUGAGGAAACUCUGAUUAAGCUAGGUGACAAGAUCGGAAAAACCAUCAAGAUUGAUGAUACAACUUGUCUUGCUUCACGAGGGAAGUUCGCUCGUAUCUGUUUAGAAAUCGACAUAAUCAAACAGCUACUGGCCAAGUUCACAAUCGAUGAUGAGGAAUAUCCAGUGGAAUACGAGGGCAUCCACCUCAUCUGCUUCAAAUGCGGCAAGUAUGGUCACAAGCUUGAUUCUUGCGGCCAAGAAUUGCAACCGCAAACUGAUCCUAGCUCUGAGUCUAUGGAGGAUGAUGCAUCCAAAGACAAGGCACGUGACCCUUCUCAGGAACCAGUGGAGAGGUACCAGAAGGACACAUCUAAAACCCAUCUCAAGGAUAGAUUUGGUCAAUGGAUGCUUGUGACAAGGAAGGAUCGGCGGCCACCUAAGAGAGGCGGGAAUCGUGGUACUACCCAGAAACAGAACAUGAUGGAGAGGAACCAAGGCCUAAGCACAUCAAGCGGCCCUAAUCUCCAGAAGUUUAACACCAGAUUUGGCCCUUUGAAUAACCUAAAUGAGGACAACCAGGAAGAUGAAGAGAUUGAAGAAGUCAACACCAUCCAGAGGAAUCCGGGUAAAGCACCUAUGGUAAUCCCGCCGUCUAAUGGGCAGGCUAAAACCCGCCCUCCAUCUGUUCAUCAACGAUUUGGGGCAAAGCAGCCUAUCCCAGUUAACCAUCAAGAAAGAGGGGGGACCUCAAGCUCUCCCAGAAGAGCCAACCCAAUAGCCAACAGAAGAACUGGAAGACUUCCUGCAGAAGAGACUCCGGCAGUAGUCGGCCAAAAGGGCGGUGACCCCAAUGGCUUCCUCUCUCCUACUCACCGGCUACCGGGCAUCAAGACCAACGAGCUUAUCUAG